GCAAAGUAUUUUGACCCGACACUUCUCUGCGUAAAUCAACAGUUAUUCCUUUCAUUCUUACGAUAUUAGGUGUCACAUACUACUGUCAUGAGGCAAAGCUGUGCUUUUACUGCAUGAUGGUAUAGCAAAAUCCUACUUUUUGUGUCACCAUGGCGUCCGAUGUCGCUGUCAUGGAGUCGGCGACCGGUGAGGUUACAAAAGAUAAUUCAAAAACAACGAGUAGCAAGCAAGCUGAUAAACUCCAAGAAGACCCUCGAACAAACGAUGACAAUGCAAAAGAUAUCUCACCAAAAGGUUCAGGGCAAAUCAAGGAAUCGACAGCAGAAUCAUCUAAAAGCACGGCCCCACAAGAAGAAAAAAAGCUAAGUGUUAUGGAAGCUCAUGGAUACCUUCUUGGAACUGUUCUGGGAACUGGAUCUUAUGCCACAGUUAAAAUGGCGUUUUCUUCGCGUCACAAGUGCAAAGUGGCAGUGAAGAUUAUUUCAAAAAAGAAAUCUCCAGCCAGCUACGUGAAUAAGUUUUUACCGAGAGAAAUUGACGCAGUCCGAAUUUUAAAACACCCGAACAUUAUUUGCUUCCUUCAAUCGAUCGAAACUACCAAUCGCGUGUACCUUAUUAUGGAGGUGGCGAGCGGAGGGGAUGUCUUAAAAUCAAUUCGAGCAUCAAAACACAUAGAAGAGUCCAACGCCGGCAUGUGGUUUGGACAAUGCACUGGGGCUAUCCAAUACUGUCAUCUUAAGGGGGUCGUGCACAGGGACUUGAAAUGUGAAAACCUUCUUCUAGACAGUGCGAAUAACAUUAAAAUAACGGACUUUGGGUUUGCACGCGUUUACGAUCGCUCACAGCCGAUGGACCCGAGUAAUACCUUCUGUGGUAGCUAUCCGUACGCACCCCCGGAGAUUCUGCGGGGAAUACCAUACCAUCCCCCGUCAGCGGACAUCUGGAGCAUGGGCGUCAUUCUAUUCACCAUGGUCUUUGGACGACUCCCGUUCGACGACCACAACCAUCGGACGCUUGUCAAGCAGGUGAUGGCCGGGCCGCAGUUCCCAGUACGGCACUCAUACCAGCUGCAAGUAUCAGAUGCGUGUCGUGAGCUCAUCAUCAAGAUCUUGAAGCCGAUGCCGAACCGCGCCUCAUUCGAGACCAUUGAGAAGGAUGGUUGGUUCGUUAAGUAUUGCGCUAGCUCCAUGCACAUGAAGUCAUCCAAGGACAAUGCUUCUUUGAUGGAGGUGUUAAAAGAGGAGGAGAGCACAGAGUCUCAAGACGUGUUUGCCGAGUUUUAGCUAGAUAGUGGACAGGAACUGUCUAGAGAAGCUUGCAAUGACUGUAUUACUUCAGCAAUGUCAAUUGUUUACGUUCAACUGGAGUUUGCACAUCAAAGGGCUUGUUUUGUGCACACAAUACAUUGAAUUAAACGUC
Pollicipes pollicipes is the source of this 1419-nucleotide messenger RNA. Its product is annotated as testis-specific serine/threonine-protein kinase 4-like. Gene Ontology annotation, cellular component: cytoplasm. The transcript has a single exon. Gene Ontology annotation, biological process: intracellular signal transduction; microtubule cytoskeleton organization; protein phosphorylation. NCBI's taxonomy places the organism in Eukaryota, Metazoa, Arthropoda, Thecostraca, Pollicipedomorpha, Pollicipedidae. The record is from RefSeq and is a predicted model, not a curated record. Gene Ontology annotation, molecular function: ATP binding; tau-protein kinase activity. The coding region runs from base 150 to 1283 and encodes 377 amino acids.